UGCUAAAGAACUAUAGAGGCACAAAUAAUAGCACAAGCAGAGCCCAUAUCUUGCAAGUCUUACGUUAUCCUUUAAGCCUUCUUCAGCUAACACAACAACAUUUUUUUGUACUUAAUGACGCUUAAUUUCAUUUUCUUAUCAUUUUCUUUGGGGGAUUAUUCAUAUAUAAAACUAUCUGCAGCCGUUUGUACCAGCCUCAACUCUCCCUCUUAAGUGCAAUCAUCUAUUAUUGAGCGAAAGGCCGUGCGUGGAAAUGUGUGUAAGAAGGUGGAUUUGAAGUAGAAUUGGUUAGCCUACAAUCGAUCAAGGGUGAAGAAUAUUCCUGAUGGUAACAAAAGAAGCAGCUAUGUCUUUCUCUCAAUUUGGAUAUCCUUACAAUGCAACUUCACAGUUUUUCGUGUCGGCAAACCCCAGUACGACUUGCUGCGAUUCGAUUUCCAGGUCGGUCUCUGACGGGACUAGCGGUACCCAGACUCCAGCUACCUUCUGCUGCCCGUCAUAUGAGAACCGGCUCCUGGCCAGUACACGGACCGAGCUCAACGCGGCACUAGGGAUGUAUAGCUCACCCUACGCCGCCGCGGCCGCCGCCAGUCAGAAUUAUGCCAGCUACUUCCCCUACAGCACCGAGCCCUCCGCUGCUAUCUACUCAUCGCUGAAUCCUCAGUACGAAAUUAAGGAUGGCACAGGCACUCUGCAUUCUGGCAUUACUCAACCUGCCGCUUACUAUCCAUAUGAUCAUUCACUGGGCCAGUACCAAUAUGACAGGUAUGGAACAGUAGACUUCAAUGGGUCAGCUAGGAGGAAGAAUGCUACGCGUGAGACCACCAGUACCUUGAAAACAUGGCUGUAUGAGCACAGGAAGAACCCCUACCCCACCAAGGGAGAGAAGAUCAUGCUGGCUAUCAUUACUAAAAUGACUCUGACCCAAGUGUCCACCUGGUUUGCCAAUGCCAGGAGGAGACUAAAGAAGGAGAACAAGAUGACCUGGUCACCAAAGAAUAAAGCCGGAGAUGACAGGAAGGAUGACCUGGAUAAAAAUGACCAGGACUGCGUCACCAAAGAUUCCAGUGAGUGUAAAGAUGAGAAGGACCUUAACCUGAGUGACCUGGAGGACAUGGAGGAUGAGGACUGUGACAAGCUGGAUAGUGACUGUGAGAAGGGCCACGAGGAGCAGCAGGACCUCCAGAGGACCAUGUCUGGAGGUAGUGUCGGCCCUGGAGGCCCUUCAAAGAGAGACUGCAGCUUGGAGCUCUCCCUCGCUCUGCCCAACAGCUUCCAUCAUUCCUUCCCCUGUGGUAUAAAGAGCCUACCUGCCCUGCCCUCUCUAUCUGCCCUACCUUCGGACUUCAUUGAUCCACUGGUGACGUCCAAGCCCCCCUCCACCACCACGGUUCCUACGGGCCCUCAUACUGUGUCUCUGUCCCACUUUGAUGUGUCAGACCGAGAAAAACCAAGGAUCUGGUCUCUGGCGCGUACAGCAGCCACAGGGGUAAUCCUGGGCUCAGUUGACCACAGGGCCUCAGAACUCCGAACUGGAAGGACAGCCGGGGACUGCCAGCUACAGGGUGCCAGACUACCAGUGACUGGUAACGAACAUUGUGGUCCUCUCAGGGGCCUUCAGGAUCCUACUAACAUAUCCAAUGCUGAGAACCCUUUCCAGGAAGGGCCCUUGUUGCACUCAAAGAUCUACAGUACUGGCAGCUACAACCACAAAGCCCUUCAACUGCAUUGUUCCUCCUUCGCCGCUCUGUCAGAAACCUGUCAGUACUCUACUAUAGAAGGGUUUUCCAGUGGGAAGGCAGAGACAGAGCCCUCAGAACUCAAUGACACAUGUGCAAGCCUGCAGGAUGACAAGAUCACUGCAUUCAGACCAGUGAUGAAGAGGUGAGGAAGGUUGAUGGACACACAUACAUUACGCAGUGGAACUUUUAUUUAGCCGAUAUCAGGCUAUGCACUAUAGGACAUGAGAUGACGACGAUCAUUGGACAUCCUACCUAACACCUAGGAACUAUGCAGCGCUCCGCAGUCAAAGCUAGCUGUGCCCUGUCCGAACUGUUGAAGCUAUCAUGACUUUGCACAAUUAUUGUUUAUAUGGUGUGACGAUGACUUUAUGCAAGACUGUAAAAUGCAACGGUAUGGGAACUGACGGUCAAUUCAUGAUGUAUGCAAUGGGCAAUGUAGUGUUUCAAUGUUAUAUAUUUGUGUAUUUAUUAUUUGAUUCCUUGUCUGUUAAUUUAUUUCGUACGUGUUAUUUAAAUUAUUUGGUAAGGCUACACGUAUGUAGUCUAGAUAUGGUUUCAGAUAUGUUUUCAUGCUAUUUUUUGCCUAAUUUAAGGUAGAAAUGGUUGAAUUGAUGUUGGUCUUUCAGUUUGCUAAAAUAUGUCUCUCUAAGAAUUUGGAGUAGGUGUAUUGCGUAUGUCGACCUGCGAAAUUGUUAACUGUGUUGUGUUGAUCUCAAAAACAUUAUUGUGAGCUUCUUCUGUGUUUGCCAUUAAUGAACGAUUUUAUAGGAAUGCAUUUUUCAAGAACUCGUUUCUGCAUCAUGAUUAUUUCCUGAACAUUAACAUUGGUUCAACCGCCAAUUAAAACCGUUGAGGCUUUUGCACUUGAUCAAAGUUUAUUUUCUUGACUCGACGAAUGAAACUGGAACAUUGUUGGAAGGUCAUAAUUCAGCAGAGUACGUGAAUGAACUUUACAAGACCACGAAGAAAGGGAACAUCAUUUCUCUAUUGUAAUUAUCUAAUCACUACUGGCAUCAAACACUUUGUUACUGUUCAGGCAAGCAACAAGGC
This is a messenger RNA of Esox lucius (northern pike), 2792 nucleotides long. It is a transcript of the gene irx6a, whose product is annotated as iroquois homeobox 6a. The transcript has 7 exons. NCBI's taxonomy places the organism in Eukaryota, Metazoa, Chordata, Actinopteri, Esociformes, Esocidae. Gene Ontology annotation, molecular function: RNA polymerase II cis-regulatory region sequence-specific DNA binding; DNA-binding transcription factor activity, RNA polymerase II-specific. The record is from RefSeq and is a predicted model, not a curated record. Gene Ontology annotation, biological process: regulation of transcription by RNA polymerase II; cell development; neuron differentiation. Bases 326 to 1888 code for a protein of 520 amino acids. Gene Ontology annotation, cellular component: nucleus.